AUGAGUGAUGCCACACAGCUCGAGCCUCACUGGGGCUAUGCCGACCGUGCGCUGCCUUGCACCAGCGACAAGGGCUCCUGUGAAUACUUGGAUUUAGUAUACUCGGCACAUGACUUGGGCAUGCUAUAUGCUGGCAUAUUAUGGGCAACCAUCGGCGGUAUAUUGAUCUUUUGGGCGGUGCGCCGCAAGCUCAGUUUACCCUCACACAACCUGGCUAUACCAUACAGGAUUCACGAAUCGGCAUCUGCACGGCUUGGCCGCACUGCUAGAGCUGCCGUCCAACGCUACCUUCUUCCGGAGUUCAUUCGCUCAGUAUUUGGCCACGCGACUCGCUUACAAGUUGUGGUUCUAGUCAGCCUCAUUGGAUACCUCACCAUCUGGUCCUUCGUCGGUCUCGCAUAUCGAACCUGGGUCACACCCGUCAAGAAUCUACCCGGCGUUUACAACACUCGAACUACACUCGGUCCAUGGUCUGAUCGCAUCGGGGUCCUGGCAUAUGCACUCACGCCUCUGUCUGUAAUGCUUGCCAACCGAGAAUCCCUGCUUUCACUUCUUACUGGAGUGCCGUAUCAAGGCUUCAAUUUCCUACACAGGUGGCUGGGAUACGUUAUCUUUGCCCAGGGAUCCCUUCAUACUAUAGGCUGGUGUGUGACCGAGAUGCGAUUGUAUCAGCCCCAACCGGCUGUGGCACAGCAACUCGUUGCUGAAACCUACCUAGUAUGGGGGAUCGUUGCUAUGGCUGUUCUCACCUUGCUCGUUUUCCUGAGCACUUCGUGUGGAAUUCGGCUUACUGGAUAUGAGGCCUUUAGGAAAUUGCAUUAUUCUCUGGCUAUGGUAUAUGUUGGAGCAUGCUGGGGGCAUUGGGACAAACUUGAAUGCUUCAUGAUACCAUCGCUCAUCUUCUGGCUUAUCGACCGUGGCCUGCGUCUCGUGAGGACGGCAAUCCUUCACUAUCAGAUUCUGCCAUCUGGGAAUGUAGGAUUCCGCUCUUGCUCGGCCGACAUCACAUUUUGUUCAGACAGCGAACACGGAGACGUUUAUCGCCUUGAUCUCACGAAUAACCAGGAUCCCUGGGAGAUUGGUCAGCAUUACUUCUUGUGCUUCCCAGAGAGCAGCAUCUGGCAAUCCCACCCGUUCACCCCAUUGAAUGCUCCCCAAGUGCGACAUGGUCUGGUGAAGCAUUCCUACAUUGUUCGGGCCAGGUGCGGUGAAACCAGAAGAGUUGCCGAGCUUUGUGCGAACAAGCUAAGCUCCACGCAACAUACCUCAGACACCAAAGCCAUAUCAGUGAUCCUUACCGGCCCGUACGGAGCAAACAUCAUGGAAGCCCUUGAGCCAAACAGCAACGUCCUUUGUAUCGCAGGCGGUACUGGAGUCUCUUUUGUUCUGCCCGUUUUGCUACGACUAUCCCAGUCGACAAAGUCCGCCAACAGAAAGCUCCAGCUCAUUUGGGCCAUCAAGAGGGCGAGCGACGUGAAAUGGAUUGAGCGAGAGCUGGAGGCUCUUAAGCAGGUCUCCGCGGACGCCAAUGUAGACGUCAGCGUCUUCGUCACCAGGGAUCUCGGAACGAAAAUUGAGUCUACGAAUGGCACCCGGCGUCCAAAUACCGCGAAGCUGAUUGGCGAGUUCUUGGAAAACACAGUUUGCGGGCCAAGCGUUGUGGUUGCAAGUGGUCCAGGGGAAAUGAUUAGCGACAUUCGCAGGGCUGUUGCUGGCUUCAAUUCUCCGAGGAAAGUCUGGGGUGGACAGCAGCGGUACGAUGUGAAGUUGAUAUGCGAGGACCGCUUGGCGAUGUGA
Messenger RNA from Trichoderma reesei QM6a, 1797 nucleotides. RefSeq lists its product as uncharacterized. Lineage: Eukaryota; Fungi; Ascomycota; Sordariomycetes; Hypocreales; Hypocreaceae. The record is from RefSeq and is a predicted model, not a curated record. Gene Ontology annotation, molecular function: ferric-chelate reductase activity. Gene Ontology annotation, cellular component: plasma membrane. The transcript is spliced from 2 exons. Gene Ontology annotation, biological process: iron ion transport; copper ion import; intracellular iron ion homeostasis. The coding region runs from base 1 to 1797 and encodes 598 amino acids.